Molecule: messenger RNA, 3141 nt
Organism: Rhopalosiphum padi (bird cherry-oat aphid)
Lineage: Eukaryota; Metazoa; Arthropoda; Insecta; Hemiptera; Aphididae
Exons: 3
Coding region: 1-3141 (1046 amino acids)
Biological process (GO): DNA repair; telomere maintenance
Molecular function (GO): DNA helicase activity
Source: RefSeq, a predicted model, not a curated record
AUGAGUUCUGUGGCCGGUCGUAAACAACCUAAAAAUGUUAUGAAUCAAAAAGUGAUAGGAAGAGCAUUCCAUUUACCUCUGCCAUUAGAGGAAACGUUAAAAAAAUUACCAAUUCCUAACCAAGCUAUAAUUGAACAUGAAUUAUAUAUUCUUGGCCUACAUAAAUAUGCUCGGACACGAGAAAAUGAAAAUCCUGUGCUAAUUGAAAAUACUGGCAAACAAAGGGACAUUAGUGAGAUACAAGCUAUGCUAACUCAAGCAGACCCGAGUGAUGAGUACUACGAACAAUACACUAUACAUACACUUAAUGAACCUCGUAAGAAUGCUAAAGCUACUGAUCUUUAUCAAAUGCUAAAAGUAGAUGCACAGUCAAUUGACCAACGAGAUUUACAAUUAGAUUUAAAGUGUUUUCCUGUAUUGUUUCCUUUUGGAAAUGAUGGUCAAUAUUCUGACCGAUUGGUUUCACUUAUGCCUUCUGAAUUUAUCAAAUCCCGAUUGUUGUCAAUGGAUUCUAUUUUUAGAACUAACAUACAAUACUUAUUUUUCUUGUUACAUGACUCUAAUAUUAGAGCGUUAAAGGCUGGUAUUUAUCACAUACUAAAUACCAAGAAAUCUUCAGAAAAAUUAACUUCUUUAGAAUGUUUAGAGUUACUUAAAAAUGAACAGUUGGAAGGCAAUUUAACCACUAUAUUCGCUAGAUUGAGAAACACAAGUCAAUACUGGUUAGGUCCACGGUCAGAUAUAGAAACUAUGAUAACUUGGUAUGGACCAGUGACAUUUUUUUUAACAUUAAGUCCUGCCGAGUACAAUUGGGAUAGGCUAGAAUCGUUCUUAAGGCAAGUAAAUAAUACAACUGCAGACGGCAAAUCACUAUCAGCACUCAUAGCACUUGAUCCCAUUUCCACAUCACGUUUCAUUAAUAAUGAAUUUAAAGGUAUACUAGAUUUUCUUACAUCUGAUGAUGCACCAUUGGGCGUAAUCACACAUUACGUAUGGCGGCGAGAAUAUCAAACCAGAGGACUACAACAUUUCCAUACACUUAUUUGGAUAGAAGGAGCUCCAGUGUUGGGAGUUUCAACAAAUGACGAAGUAGCUGAUUUUAUUGCAAAAAAAAUAACGUGUGCAAAACCUGAUAAAAAUUUAUUUCCAACACUUUCAAAACGUGUAGAUUCAUAUCAAACACACAAGCAUAACAGUUAUUGCAUGCGCAAGAAAAAUACAUCCAAAGGUAUAGUUCAAUGUUGUAGAUUUGGAUUUCCUAGGUCUAUUACAAAUCAGUUUACAAUCCGUGAUGUUGCUACAUCUAUUGCUGGACGAAGAAAUCUAAAAUCGAAAAGUAGACUUUAUGAUAUACCACGAUCAGAAGAAGAAGCAAAUAUAAAUGAUUAUAAUCCUGCUAUUCUAUUAGCGUGGGAAGGAAAUAUGGACAUUCAAUUCAUUGGUGAAAAGUCAUGUGCCCUUAGUUCUUACAUAACAAAAUAUCAGACUAAACCUGAAAAAUCUAAUGUUUCACAAACGUUUGAUGUUAUAAACAGUACUAAGUCUUUAAAUACUAAAUUAUGGAAUGUAGCCUUACGCUCACUCAGUAACAGAGAAUGUGGAGUUCUAGAAGCAAGUGACACGUUGCUAGGUAUACCUUUGUAUGGAACUGAUAAAAAUACAACGAUCAAAUGGCUGGAUGUAAAAAUAAUAAGAAACAGAAGACUAAAAUCAAAAACAGAAAUAGAAAAUUUGGAUAACCAGUCAACUGAUUUAUACUAUCCUUCGAUGAUUGAUAUUCAUUACCCUAAUAGACCCACUGAAAUGGAAAAUACUAAUCUGUUUAAUUUUGCUAGUAAAUACGACAUUGUGAAAAAAAAACCACAUUUGACAGAACUUGAAUGUUAUGAGUAUCCCGGUUAUGGGUUUAUUAAAAAACGACCACGGUCACAUUUAAUUAAACAUCCUAUUUAUAACUGGAAAUUAGAACCAGAAAAGUACUUUCAUUCUUUAUUGAUGUUAUUUAAACCAUGGAGAGAAGAAAGCGAAUUACUUGGUGUAAGCAACACAUAUUUUGAGGCAUUUAUGUUAUGUAAAAAUACAGUAGAAUCAGCAAUAGAUUAUCAUAAGCACCUUCAAUAUCUUAUCACAUCUAAAGAUGAUAUUAAUAAGAUUAUUGAAGAAUUGCAAAAUAACCAAAAUUCACAUACUACAAACGAAACAAACGAUGAGUUACAAAUUAAUGAAUUAGAAGAAGCUAUGGAAGAGCUACAAAAUAAUGAAGAAAAUGUAGAAACUUUAGUAGAAAAUUUAACAGGUGAAAUAGCAAUUGAAAAUAAACCAAUACGACACUUUGUUUCCGGUGUAGGGGGUACAGGGAAAUCAUAUUUGAUUAAAACUAUUAAGGCUUAUGUAACAAACCAAUUAAAUCGAAAUGUAGCUAUAACAGCUCCAACAGGAAUAGCUGUAUAUAAUAUACAAGGUAUGACUAUUCACCGUUUAUUGCAGUUACCGGUAGAACAUGGGCACACUCCACCAUACAGACCCUUAUCAAAUGAUUCUCUUAAAUUAAUUCGUGAGAAAAUGAAAAAUGUAAUUUUAGUUAUAAUUGACGAGAUAAGUAUGGUAUCUAAUGUGACAUUGAUUUAUAUACAUUUAAGACUAUGUGAAAUUUAUGAUACUGGUAGCAGUGAUGAUGGUUGGUUUGGGAAAAUCAAUAUCUUAGUUUUCGGAUAUCUUCUUCAAUUACCACCAGUAAAUGAACAAUCACCAUUUCUACCAUUAAAUGCAAAAAAUAGUGAUAAGUAUCUACAUGAAUUAGGUACUAUAAAUUUGUGGGAAAAAUUGUUUACUUACGAUGAAUUAACCGAAAACAUGAGACAAAAGAGUGAUCCUGAAUAUGCAAAUAUACUGGAAAGAAUUAGAAUUAACACAGUUACAGGAUCUGACAUUCAAGCUAUAAAUAAACAAAAAAUUAGUUUUAAAAUCAAAGAAAAACCUUCAGACAUAAUAAGACAAUUGUACGAAACUAUAAUGAACCUACCAGAUUCUACAUUAGUUCUACUUCCUACAAGAGAACAUUGCUCAUUUUUAAAUAAUGGAAUAUUAUCUUUAUUACCUUCAGAUAACAUUAGUUUGGAAUCAAUUGAUUCUGUUGAUUGA